Molecule: messenger RNA, 1014 nt
Organism: Theobroma cacao (cacao)
Lineage: Eukaryota; Viridiplantae; Streptophyta; Magnoliopsida; Malvales; Malvaceae
Product: EG45-like domain containing protein
Biological process (GO): systemic acquired resistance
Cellular component (GO): cell wall; apoplast
Source: RefSeq, a predicted model, not a curated record
AUGUUCUUUACACUUCUAAAGAUCUGGCACCAUCAAAUCAAGGCUAGCCCUUUCUUAUGAUUCCUUAAUAAAAAUCCUUACCUUUUAAAAAAAAAAAGUUGUCUCUUACAAAUCUAUUCAUGGGAAAAGUUCAGGCUCAAGGCUGCAUGCCCGACCUGCAUGUAAAACAAAAGAGUAGUCAUUCCAGAGAAGGUAGUAACUUUGUUUUUGACAAAAGGAAAGUUACUUUUAUGGCAUUUUGGAUCCUCUCAAGGCCCUAUAAAAACGUUCCUCUACGUGACCGUUUGAAGCAUCAAAGAAGAGUUCUUACAGCCUUACCAGUGAGUUCUUGAGAACUACUCCUUUAGCUUUAGGUAAAUGGCAUUGCAAGUAAAGAAGACCCUCUUCCUGCUCAUUGCGUUACUAUUAUUUAGUUUGACAUCGGCUCAAAAUUCUGGGAUAGCAACUUACUACACCCCUCCCUACAUGCCGUCUGCUUGUUAUGGAUUUGAGGAUCAAGGGGUAAUGAUCGCAGCAGCAAGUGAAGCAAUAUGGAACAAUGGGGCAGCUUGUGGCCAACUCUACCAGGUGAAUUGCCUUAGUGGGACAAAUGCAGGCACCCCAAUGCCGUGUCAGGGGCGUGGAGUGGUGGUGGUGAAGAUUGUAGACCGUUGUCCCGCCGGGUGCAGGGGUACAAUUGACCUGUCACAAGAAGCAUUCGCCCUAAUUGCCGAUCCUAAUUCUGGAGUUAUAAACAUCUCUUACCAACAGUAAGCGCCAUUAGUGUUACAUUAAAAUUAGCUGCUGUCAGUGCACUUAAUCUACAGUUCCUUGACGCUUCAGUCUUCACUACUGCUAUAUUCGUUUUGAUAUGAACAUAUUGAUGGAAUGUGUUUGUACAGGGUUUAAAAGACGAGGUCCUGACACGUAGUGUUAAAAAGAUGGGCACAGCGAUGUGGAAUGAUAAUUUUCUACGCUUUACCUGUUGUUUCGUUUAGUGCUUUUGUAUAAUUUUGUACUAUCUAAUAGUUUAUU